UAUCAUACUCCUGCUUUGAAAGUGACGUGAUCACAGCACACAUUUCAUUCCAUGAGGAGUUGGGGGAAAUCCCAUGAGAAGUGCUUAAACUGAAGAAUUUAAUCAGUGAACAACAGAAGCUCUUCGAACCUUCUCUGUGGAUUAUUUCUCUCUUAAUGAGACUUAACACUUUAUGAGAUACUGGAAGUCUUUGAAAAGUGAAAGAUGAUCGAUGUUAAAAUCUGCACUUUGUGCUUCCUCAUACUGGGUGCCUUCAUCAUGGGGAUAGAUUCAGCGAGUUGCUGUCUAAAGUACACUCAACGGCAAAUACGUUGUAAAAUUCUGAAACGCUACAACAUCCAAGACAUCACUCGCAGCUGUGACAUCCCAGCUAUAAUCUUUUACACGGAGAAUGGAAAAUCAGUUUGCGCUGAUCCAGACCAACUUUGGGUGCAAAGGAGAGUCGAAUGCCUAGACUUUAAAGCAGCAAUGGUCAAGACUGACAGCAAGAGAACACAAAAAUGAAGCCUGCAAACAUCUUUAAUCUCUUUACUGUUUAUCAAUAAAGAGUACGCUAUUUAUACUCUUUAUUUGUAUGUAUAUUUACACUUAUUUUUUCAGAAUAUUUUUUGUGGGUAAAACUAAAUUUUUUCACGACUAAUUAAAAUACUAAAAACAUUUAGACUUUACUAUAUUUUUAUAAAUAAAAUAUAAAUGAUUAAUAUCUAUAUUAUCUAUAUAUACAGG
Messenger RNA from Myxocyprinus asiaticus (Chinese sucker), 726 nucleotides. Its product is annotated as C-C motif chemokine 3-like 1. The transcript is spliced from 4 exons. Bases 205 to 504 code for a protein of 99 amino acids. Gene Ontology annotation, cellular component: extracellular region. Gene Ontology annotation, molecular function: chemokine activity; CCR chemokine receptor binding. Lineage: Eukaryota; Metazoa; Chordata; Actinopteri; Cypriniformes; Catostomidae. The record is from RefSeq and is a predicted model, not a curated record. Gene Ontology annotation, biological process: cellular response to interleukin-1; cellular response to type II interferon; cellular response to tumor necrosis factor.